Molecule: messenger RNA, 947 nt
Organism: Onychomys torridus (southern grasshopper mouse)
Lineage: Eukaryota; Metazoa; Chordata; Mammalia; Rodentia; Cricetidae
Gene: Dnajc9
Product: DnaJ heat shock protein family (Hsp40) member C9
Cellular component (GO): nucleus; cytoplasm
Molecular function (GO): heat shock protein binding
Source: RefSeq, a predicted model, not a curated record
AUGGGACUGUUGGAGCUGUGGGAACAGGUGUUUGUCACUGCGGACCUCUACCAGGUGCUAGGCGUGUGGAGCGAGGCUUCCAAUGGCGAGGUCCGACAUGGUUACCACAAGGUGUCCCUGCAAGUGCACCCGGACCUUGUGGACCCGGACCAGAAAGAGGAUGCCACCCGCUGCUUCCAGAUCUUGGGGAGAGUCUAUGCGGUUAUGAGUGACCAGGAGCAGAGAGCAGUGUACGAUGAACAGGGGACAGUGGAUGAGGACACUGUUGGCCUCAACCAAGACCGGGACUGGGAUGCCUAUUGGAGAUUACUUUUUAAAAAGAUCUCGCUAGAGGACAUUCAGGCUUUUGAAAGGACAUACAAAGGCUCUGAAGAACAGCUAGCCAAUGUUAAGUAGGCCUACCUGGACUUCAAGGGCAACAUGGAUCAGAUCAUGGAGUCUGUGCUUUGUGUUCAGUACACAGAGGAGCCCCAGAUAAGAAACAUCAUCCAACAAGCUAUCGAUGCAAAAGAGGUCCCGUCCUACAAUGCCUUCGUAGAGUCUAAGCAAAAGAUGAAUGCAAGGAAGUGGAGGGCUGAGGAAGAGGCUAAGGAGGCAGAGUGGAGCAGAAAGGAGCUGGGGCUACAGGACGGAGUGGAGAACCUGAAAGCUCUCAUCCAGAGCAGACAAAAGGAUCGGCAAAAGGAAAUGGACAAUUUCCUGGCUCAGUUGGAAGCAAAAUACUGCAAACCUUCCAAAGGGAAAAGAGCGGCAUCCAAGAAGGAAAAGAAAUAAUGGAGUUUUUCUCUUCAUGAGUCCUUAUGUGUCACUAGUGCCAUGGUAAACAAGGUGAAGGCAGGUGCUAGCCUAACCUUUGAGAGAAGUUUGUUCUGCUUAAAAUAUGUGGCUCACCUAAGACAGGGAAGAUUCAUCAACUUGACCUUAGAGUUUCCUAGAAUUCACCUGAC